CGUAGUACACAGAAUACGAUGAUGAUAUCAUUGUAGCAUGGGAAAGUGAAAUAUCGCGAGUCAGGUUCCAAUGUAAAAGUGAUCCUGUCAACAGUUUUGUUAUCACUGCUGCUGGCUUUAAUAUUACAACAUGAACUGGUUACUGGGGGGUAAAACUAAAGCCGUUUCUACGACCAAUCUUCAAGCUCAGAAAAACAAGCAAAUAGAGUCUUUGAAAAAAGUCAACCCCAAAAUCCAAGAAGUUUUUCGAGAUGUAGAAUAUCAUGUGUCAUUUGUUAGUGGCAGUACCAAUGUUUGCCUCCGAGUAUCUCUGCCACCCCAGUUUCCACAGGAGAAACCAGUUGUUACUAUACAACCUCCUGCCAAACACCCUUGGGUGGAUUCCCAAUCAAAAGUUGUGGGAUGUCCUUCAUUAAAUGAUUUUACCAUGCAUAGUAACCUGGGUCUUGUGAUACAAUCUAUAAUUGAAGAAUUCAACAAGAAUCCUCCAAUUCUUGUACCAUUCAAUAUUAACACUCCUGCUCCAUAUUACGUGGGCCAACUUCCUUCACAAAGUCCAGUUGCAAAUAUAAGCAAUAUGUAUCCACAUUUUCGACCAGCGAAUACUCCAGUUAACCCUUGCACAAAGACACCGGUGUUAACUGCAAAUGGAAACCAAUCAACCUUGGAAAAUUUUCCCCUUCAGGAACCUCCUCAUAAUCCAGAGUAUUUCAGUGGAUACAAAAUGCCAGAAUUACCUACUUCAUUUCCUUCAUUGAAAACCAAGAGUAUAACAGAGUUAAACGAACUGAUGAAUGAUGAGGGCAAACUGUUUGAAAUGCUUCAGAAUCUACCUGAAGUGAUUAAAAUUGAGAAAGAACGCCAACAAAUGUCUGAUGAAUGUAUUAGCCUUGCAGAAAAAAAUUUGAAGAAAAAACCAGUGACAGAACAACUUAAAAAGUCCUUGCUAAAGAAGCUGGAUGAGUUGGAGAUGUUACAGAACGAAUUUGAAGAAGAAAGUGAGCACCAUAUGUGUCUGUCUGACCAGUUUCACCCCACCAGUAUUCAAAGUAACAUAAAGGUAGCUGUAAUGGAAGCAGAUGAAAAGUCAGAAAAGAUUGCUGAAGAUUUUCUUAAUGGAAAAAUUGAUAUUGAAGAAUUCAAACAAUGCUUUACAGAAGAAAGAACUUUAUGCCACUGCCGGAGAGCCAAAGAGGAAAAACUGAACCAAAUCAUACUGGCAAGUGGAUUCUACCCUCACAUGUGAUCUAGUCAAGUGGUCUUCAAAGAAAGCGAAAUUAUUACUACUCUGAAUAUCUUUAAAAAAGAAUAUAUCACAGUUACUCAUAGCAUUGUACCAUAUACAGGGUAAAUAUAUUUGCCCUCAGUGACCUUUGUAUAGCCACUACAUAAAGGACUUCACAACACUUAACUCACAGAAAUCUGUUUCUCAUCUUGUACAAAAACUAUUGGAAAAUUAUUAUUUUAUUUCAUUAUAAAGAGGUUACUUUCUACCCUCUCUCUUUCCUCCUUUUUUUUCUCUUGUUUUUUUCCAAACUUUCCGGAACUAAUUUUUCUACUGGCCUUCUAAUUUAUCUCCAUAGUUCCACAAUUGAUAUCAGUAUGAUAUGUAAAAAUGAAUAAAAUAAAUACUCCAAACAGUA
Molecule: messenger RNA, 1643 nt
Organism: Octopus bimaculoides (California two-spot octopus)
Lineage: Eukaryota; Metazoa; Mollusca; Cephalopoda; Octopoda; Octopodidae
Product: vacuolar protein sorting-associated protein 37A
Biological process (GO): protein targeting to membrane; ubiquitin-dependent protein catabolic process via the multivesicular body sorting pathway; protein targeting to vacuole
Cellular component (GO): ESCRT I complex
Source: RefSeq, a predicted model, not a curated record